This is a messenger RNA of Caenorhabditis auriculariae, 330 nucleotides long. The record is from the annotation of a GenBank genome assembly. NCBI's taxonomy places the organism in Eukaryota, Metazoa, Nematoda, Chromadorea, Rhabditida, Rhabditidae.
AUGGAAUCUAUACUCUUGCCUUCUCAACUCAACGGCAUUGCACUUGUCAAAACUGAAGCUUCUGAUGCCGAAAUCCUGUUCUGGCAGCUUUUGACUAUCAUCCUGCUCUCACUAGUCUUCGGAUUCUUCUGCCGAUUCAUUUACAAAAUGAUUCGUCGCGCCAGGAUCCGCAACAUCGAGAACGCUAUCCAAAUGGCUUCUCCGCCAAACUUCCCGAUGGUUUGAUUCAGCUCAUUAAUCAUUCUGAUCUUGGUUCAGAUAUCGCAAACGGAUGAGUUCAUCGGCAGACCUCUAGGUAUCGAAGAGCUAACCGAGCCGCUGGAAGUGUGA